Eptesicus fuscus (big brown bat) is the source of this 5119-nucleotide messenger RNA. RefSeq names its product autophagy related 4B cysteine peptidase (gene ATG4B). The transcript has 13 exons. The record is from RefSeq and is a predicted model, not a curated record. Gene Ontology annotation, molecular function: protein-phosphatidylethanolamide deconjugating activity. NCBI's taxonomy places the organism in Eukaryota, Metazoa, Chordata, Mammalia, Chiroptera, Vespertilionidae. Bases 1480 to 2715 code for a protein of 411 amino acids.
CUGCCCCGCUAGGAGUUACGAAGUGGAAACUGUUUAACUUCUGUAAAGUUAUGUUGGUGGGCUGGAGGCAAGAAACAUGCUCAACACUCACAGCACGGGCACCUUGUUUGGGUUUUUAAUUUUUAAAGUAACCAAUAGAUUACUUUUUCUGUGACUUAAAAUAGAAACUGAAGCCAUCUUUUAUAUCAUAACUUCUUGGGGUCCUGAUGCAAAGUGGGGUGUAAGGGUGUAUGUACACACGCCUAGCCCACUGUGCUUCUGCAGCUUAAAUUUUGCUGGCAAGGCAUUUUGUAUCAUUGUCCAGUAGCCUUGAAAGCAUUUUUACCUGGACGCUCUUUUUCAUUCCACAGUUUUAAUUCUUUCACUUCUGUAUGGAGUGCCACCCCUCACCCCCAAUAAAGGAAGACUUUCAUCUGGGUUAAUUCCUCCUAUCCCAUUGUCUCUGCUUCGUUUUUCUUUUCCUGGCAGCUAUAACAUAUAUUUACUGAAAUCUCCGUUUGGAAACUGUAAAAUAGACGUGUAUUGCCAGUAUUUCAAUGAUUUGUGGCAUUUCCUCACUUAAAUGGUAGGUGGCUGGAGGAAACAGUAGCCCUGACUCCCAAAGGAGACUGUUAGCCACACGUUUUUUGUCAAGUUCAUUACAAACAAAAAGGUACCGGACACUGUUGUACUAUUAGCUGGGGCAAGGGGUAGAGAAGGAAUAGAAUUACUUGUCUACUUUAAGUUAUUACUGCUCGAUACGUAAAGUCAGUCAUAUGAGAGAGUUGGUUUAGGUGGAAAACAGUUAAUGGUCAUGUUACCUGAAAUGUGAAAAUCAUCAUGUUAAAGUUGGGAGUAGCCAUCCUGGCUGGGUGUAUCAAUUGCUUGGAGCAUUGUCCCAUAUACCAAAAAAAAAAAAAAAAAAAAGGUUUUGAUGCCCCAUUAGGGCAAGUGCAGGGGAGGGAGGGCAAGUGGUCAGUGUUUCUCACAUCAAUGUUUCUCUCUCUCCCUCCCUCCCUUCCUGUCUCUCUGAACUCAAUAAGCAUAUCCUCUAGUGAGGAUUUUUUUUUUUAAUUAUAAAGUUAGGAGUAGGCACGUGAUAAUACUCUAAUGAGAUACUCAAGGCUGCUUCAAAGCAGGCAAAGUGUUUGCCUUUGAAGGCCUGUGUUGAUGCUGAUAAAAACGUAUGUGACGGUUGUAGGGUGUGGUGGGGAGUUUCCUUCUGACCUGACGCUUACAUCCUUUUAGGGGUGAUUAAUGACCCACCUUCCCCUGAUCCCUCUGUCCUUACAGAGUCUGCCUUCCUUGAUCAAGUGUUCUGAGAUUCCUCCUUGUUUUCACAGUCAUACAUUCAGUAAACCACAUUUAUUAUUGUGCAGAAGGUUUGUGUUGGGCAUUGUUCUAGACCCUGGGAUUAGAGAAGUGAAUAAAAUAGAUGAUAACCAUGCUCUCCUCACAUUCCAGACGUGACACCAGUGGCAUGGGUCAUGUGGAAGAGUGAUGUGGGCCAAGCAGGGGGGUUGGAGUUGGAGCCAGGAUGGCCAGGGAAGGUCUCACUGCAGAGCUACUCUGACCUAUGACACUCUUCGAUUUGCUGAGUUUGAAGAUUUCCCGGAGACCUCGGAGCCUGUUUGGAUAUUGGGUAGAAAAUACAGCGUCUUCACAGAAAAGGACGAGAUCUUAUCUGAUGUGGCGUCCAGACUCUGGUUUACAUACAGGAAGAAUUUCCCAGCCAUUGGGGGGACUGGCCCCACCUCGGACACUGGCUGGGGCUGCAUGCUCCGCUGUGGACAGAUGAUCUUCGCCCAGGCCCUGCUUUGCCGGCACUUAGGCCGAGAUUGGAGGUGGACACAGCGGAAGAGGCAGCCGGACAGCUACUUCCACGUCCUCAACGCAUUCAUCGACAGGAAGGACAGUUACUACUCUAUCCACCAGAUAGCGCAAAUGGGAGUUGGCGAGGGCAAGUCUAUUGGCCAGUGGUACGGGCCCAACACAGUCGCCCAGGUUCUCAAGAAACUUGCUAUCUUCGACACAUGGAGCGCCCUGGCUGUCCACAUAGCAAUGGACAACACGGUGGUGAUGGAGGACAUCAGAAGGUUAUGCAGGAGCAGCCUUCCAUGUGCGGAGGCCACUGCGUUUCCUGCAGAUUCUGAAGGGCACUGUAAUGGACUCCCUGUGGGAGCCGAGGUCACCAACAGGUCACCACUGUGGAGACCCCUGGUGCUUCUCAUCCCCCUGCGCCUGGGGCUCACGGACAUCAAUGAGGCCUACGUGGAGACACUGAAGGGCUGUUUCAUGAUGCCUCAGUCUCUGGGAGUGAUUGGAGGGAAGCCCAACAGUGCCCACUACUUCAUCGGCUAUGUGGGUGAGGAGCUCAUCUACCUGGACCCCCACACGACACAGCCAGCGGUGGAAUUUACUGACAGCUUCUUGAUCCCAGAUGAAAGUUUCCACUGCCAGCACCCCCCGAGCAGGAUGAGCAUCGGGGAGCUAGACCCGUCCAUUGCUGUGGGUUUUUUCUGUAAGACUGAGGAUGACUUUAAUGACUGGUGCCAGCAAGUAAAAAAGCUGUCACUGCUUGGAGGUGCCCUGCCCAUGUUUGAGCUGGUGGAGCAGCAGCCUUCCCACCUGGCCUGCCCUGACGUCCUGAACCUGUCCUUAGAUUCUUCUGAUGUAGAGCGACUGGAAAGAUUCUUUGACUCAGAAGAUGAGGACUUUGAAAUCUUGUCCCUUUGAAAAUCCUAAAGUUGGGGGACAUCUCGACUGGCCCUUGCUGGGGGUGCCUUUGAGAGCCCAGUCUGGCCUCAGGGCGCUUGGUGCCACCGCAUUUCAUCCAUUCUGCCCGCCUGCCCACCGCCCAUGUCCCGGCUGCCUCUGACCUCGAUGGGGACUGCACUAUGCUCAAGGCCUCACUACAGGAGUGGGACUGCUCGGCCCAGACACUCUGGGCUGCUGGAGAGAGCCAGGAAUUGCAGGGAGCAGAGCAGCGGCAGGGCUUGAGUUUUCACGGCACCUUCGUCCUACUUCCUUCAGGCUCUCAGUUCUAGGUUUUCUUUGGAAUUAAAGUCCCGUUUGAAGUUACUCGACACAGACAUGCAUUUCUGUUGGGCCUGUUCUGAGUCCAAGAAGACUGGAGACCAAGGAGUGACCACCUGGCAUCUCUUGGCUUUGGAGAAAGAAAUAGCAGAGAGGUGGGGCAUGGUGCAAACCAGAGACCACCGUACAUGUGACUUGCCAGGAAAGAGCUAUAGGUGGAGCCCAAGUGGGUUCACUUUCCUCACCUUUUGGUUCCAGCAUUUUGAGACGCCCACGGGCUGCUGCUUGUUGCACUGGCUUUUCCUGGGUGGGCAGUGGGUGGUGGGUGAGUGUGGAUCUGCCCUGGUCUGUGAUCCUUGGGCUCAUGCGGGACAUGGGGGCACGGCAAGCCUGGCGGGCAGAGGCUAAGGGCACCACAGAACUGCCCUCCCGGUACCGGUACCGAGGCUUCAAAUGGUUUGGGGCCAAAAGAUGAAACCCUGCUUAUGGUGCAAGACAGGUCCCCAUCGCUUAUCACGUCACUUGGAGACAUUUCCAGAUCCUUCUCAGCACUGACUGACAGCAGCACCUCAGCAGCACCUGCAGCCCUGAACCCUGGUUGGGCCCAGAGAGCAUGGCUCCCAUGCAGGCUUCGAGUCCUGAAGAGUAGCCUCCGUGGGAUCUGCGAACAGACACCUGGGGAGUUCAGGGAAGUGGCGCCUUCUUCCUCGGGGGCCUUCCUUGCAGACCCCUCCCUCCCUCGGCAUCUGCAGUUUGGACAGCGGGUGGGGGCCCACCUGAUAGCAGAGAACAUCCAGCCCCUGAGAGUCGCCGACCUAAGUUAAUUUGCUCUUGUCUCUCCUUCCUUCCCCAGGGAAGGAGGAAGGCUGGGCGGUCUCCAUUCCUUCUGCUGCAUCUUGGAAAUGUGCCACCCUGCCUGCUGGGCCAGGGUUCUUGCUGCAGCCCCCACUGUGGUGCAUACGGUGGAAGUGGGUGACAACCUGACCAAAGGGGAGCUUUGUAUUAGUGAUUUGAAAAGGCUUACUGAAGAGAGUGUUGUCCAUUCUUAGUAUAGUUUGCAGUUCUUCAUGGCAAAUAACAGUUUCAGUAGAAAACAAAGUCUAUUGUCUCUGUCUUGACCUUUCCUCAAACUAGAGUUGUAGUGAUGGGACAAGGAUGAACUCAUGUCCAUGGGUCUCAGUGAGGAUUUGUGGACUCAUGGCAAGCUCAUCUCCCCCACACUAGGCAGACGGACCUCACCUGACAAGGCUCUGCUAGCUGUGACACGCCUAUGGUCCUAAAGCAAAGAGCACGAGGAAAUUUGGUUUAGGAAAACACACAAUAACCCAUUCUUCAGCAAGAGGGAUUAUCCUAGUUUGAUGUCCCUCUGGUGAGCUGAGACUACUGGCCUAGGGCAGGCGCUGGCGCCUCAGCCAGUUCCCUCACUGUGCCCAAGAUGUCCUAGCUGGACAAUGCAGGGGGUGACUGGCCUACUUGGCUCCCUGCCACCCAUCUUCUGUUUAGGUGCAAGGGAACCAAUGCCAGACAAGAAAGCAGGAAGCGCUGUGCUGGUCCCCAUGUGAGGUGGCCCAGGAACCCGAGUCAUGGCCUCUGCUAGCAUCUGUUGUAACAAAUCUUGCCCAGUGGCUUCAAACAACAGACAUUCAGGAUCCUGAGGGCAGAGGUCAAACAGUAUGUCAGCAGGGCACGUUGCUCCUGCAGCUCCUGGGACGUUUUCUUCGCCUUGUCCAGCUUCUGGAAGCUGCCCUCCACUCUCAGUGAAGAUGCCUUUGCACACCUCCCUCUGGCUUGGCCUAUCCUGCUUCCCUCUGUUGGAGACCCUUCCUGGCCAGUCUAGGAUGCCUCCUGUCUCAAGGUCCCUCUCCCUUUAGGGACCUUGAGACAGAGGUGCUCUUCACAGGUUGUAGGGCUGAGAAUGCAGAUGUCUUUGGAGGCCUUUAUUCUGUCAAUGCCCCAAAGGCUGCUUUAGGGUGCUGGGAGGCAAACAGCCCCUCAGCUAAACCUGCUGCCACAACCCUGGCCAGGAUGUUUGACAAUGAGUGCUGUAUUUAUUGAAUAAAGUUUAAGUGCCCUUGAUUUGUAGGUCAGCCCAUUUCUACCUUCA